AACAAUUCAACAUUUAUCGACACAACCCGCAAAUCAACAGGAAGCGCAAGCAAAUCUUCAGAAACUUACGAGACAGAAGGAAAUUAUGGAACAGUUAUUAAAUCAAAAGAUCGCAGGACUGAUGCAGUUAAGAUUGGCUUUAGGAGACAAAUUACAAGAAACUUUUACAUUAAUCAACACCCUUCAGGCUCAAGUUCUAGAUGAAGAAUUAAUACGUUGGAAAAGGGACCAACAAUUGGCAGGAAAUGGGUCCGUUUUUAACAGUAACUUGGACACAAUUCAGGAAUGGUAAUUAACAACAAUUCUUUAAUUCUUAUAUGCUAAA
This is a messenger RNA of Agrilus planipennis (emerald ash borer), 325 nucleotides long. Its product is annotated as signal transducer and activator of transcription 5B-like. The coding region runs from base 86 to 292 and encodes 68 amino acids. NCBI's taxonomy places the organism in Eukaryota, Metazoa, Arthropoda, Insecta, Coleoptera, Buprestidae. The record is from RefSeq and is a predicted model, not a curated record. Gene Ontology annotation, biological process: regulation of DNA-templated transcription; signal transduction. The transcript is spliced from 2 exons.